Hyaloscypha bicolor E is the source of this 621-nucleotide messenger RNA. RefSeq lists its product as uncharacterized. Bases 1 to 621 code for a protein of 206 amino acids. The record is from RefSeq and is a predicted model, not a curated record. The transcript is spliced from 2 exons. NCBI's taxonomy places the organism in Eukaryota, Fungi, Ascomycota, Leotiomycetes, Helotiales, Hyaloscyphaceae.
AUGGACCGGAUUUUGGAAGAACUCGAAGAGGUCCACAACUAUGAAUCAAGCUCUGUUACAGGGUAUAUGGAAGGAGAGUCGCCGCAAGCUGAGUCUUCCUCCGCUCAUACCAGGAACGAGGAAGAGCAGUCUGCUCAAUCAUACUCUUACCCCACCCGCAGCACCAGCACUGAGUCGCCGCAGAACAUGUUCCAAGAUUCCGUUGGGAAGCAACCGAAUCUUUAUGAUUACGUCCUAUUUGUAACGCGUCGGAGGCCGAAAAAGUCACCUAACCACCUGCUUUCACCGGAACCUUCUAGUCCCGCAGAAAUCGCCGAGCGUGAGCAUAUCCUCAGUGUCAGAAACUCCCGGAAUUACUAUGAAAGCGCAUCGAACGCGCGAAACAAAGUCUUCGAACCUCUUGACUUCAAAGGUCGAAACGACGCCGCCUGGUUGCGUCCACUAUGUGGAGGUUCUGGUCAUUUUGCUCUACCACACUGUGUGAGCGGGCAAUGGCUGAACAGCGACGAAAGGAUGUUCAAACGGGCUUCAGCAGAGAUAAAAAGCUGUGCAGAAAACUUCAUCGAGGCAAUGCGCGGCAAGAGGAUUAAAGAGCUCAAGUACCAUUGCAGAGAUAGAUAG